AGAGAACUAAAGGACAGAGACUAUGUCCUCCAGAACUUCCCUCUAAGGUUAAACAAUGUGUUGUCCAGAUCUUUACCCUGAAGGAUGGUCUCAGUUCAGAGCUGCACCAGGAGGAAUAUGGCUGGCUCUCCUCCUGCUUUACCGGGCUUCGGGAACUCUGGAAAGUGUUUUCUUAUUGACAAUCUGCUGCAGUCACAGACACCUUCAGCCCACCCAGAAGGGACAGCAGGUGGACACCUGAGACGAGCAGCCUGUGAGUGUCCGAGGAGAACCUGGGGCUGUGAGCAUGGAGUCUACCAAAGCCAGGCCCACAGUCCCCAGCAGGGGAAAGACUAUAGAGGACCACUUCUGCCACACUCAGGUGUACUGAGCAGUGUUUUCCUGCGGAGCCCACAGUAUCUGCUGGCAUGCUGUGGUGGGUCCAGCCCCCCUCCUGUCUUCUCCAAGGGAGCAAAUAUUCGAAUGUGGUCUGCUGAUAUAAGUCCCAAAUCACGCAGGGGGAUCCUCAGGAGGGCUGUGUUCUCUGAAGAACAACGAAAAGAGCUGGAGAGAACUUUUCGGAGACAGAAAUACAUCAGCAAGACCGACCGGAACAAACUGGCAGCUGAUCUCAGUCUCAAGGAGUCUCAGGUGAAGAUCUGGUUCCAGAACCGCCGAAUGAAGUGGCGUAACUGUAAAGAAAAGGAGGUUCAUAACACUCGCUCCCCGAUGGAUGAGCUCAUGGCCCGGGGUCUCGCUCAGGAAGAGGAAGAGCCAUCACAGAAUCACUCUGACUCGAAGAGCGAGAGAUCACCAGCACAGAAGAGUGUCAGGGACACAUGAGAGGCUGUAAGGAGUGGAAAGUAAAUCAAUGACUUUCUCAAAUCCACAAAAACCUGUAAAAAAAAAAAGGCUACGAUACUGGAAGGAUGUUAAAAGAUGUGCGGAUGGAAUACACCGUCUGUGAAGACUAACACUGAUAAUAUUAACUUUACAAUGCAUGUGACUGUCUCGCUGCGUCAUGAAUCAUCCGACUGAGUUUCACUGGCUUUAGGAAGCAAUGUAUUGUUUUAUUACGCUGACAAAUCUUUCUGGGAAAGAUUCCCACUCUUCGAUUGUAAUUGCAAUCAGCUAAAUGCAGAAAUGUCACUUUUUAUAUCUUUCAUGUUGUGGUCAGCUUUACAGCAAUACUCUGCUCAUAAUCCAAAACCUUUUUUUAAAGUCACAUCU
Messenger RNA from Cottoperca gobio, 1209 nucleotides. It is a transcript of the gene dbx2, whose product is annotated as developing brain homeobox 2. Gene Ontology annotation, biological process: regulation of transcription by RNA polymerase II. Gene Ontology annotation, molecular function: DNA-binding transcription factor activity, RNA polymerase II-specific; DNA binding. The coding region runs from base 85 to 822 and encodes 245 amino acids. The record is from RefSeq and is a predicted model, not a curated record. The transcript has 5 exons. NCBI's taxonomy places the organism in Eukaryota, Metazoa, Chordata, Actinopteri, Perciformes, Bovichtidae.